AAGGCAACGCUGUGUCGUCACUUCCUGGAAGUAUUUUCAACAUGGAGUCGUCCGGCUUGAAGCUGAAUCUCUGGGAGAAUGGACCAAAGCCCGGACAGUUUUAUUCAUUUCCUGGCAGCAGCGGACUCGGCACAGCAUGCGGGCCGGUCAGGCACACACUCAACCCAAUGGUAACAGGGACGUCAGUGCUUGGCGUGAAGUUCAAUGGUGGUGUAAUCAUCGCGGCAGACAUGUUGGGGUCGUACGGCUCUCUGGCACGAUUCAGGAACAUAUCUCGCCUUAUGAAGGUGAACAACAACACCAUCCUCGGAGCUUCAGGGGACUAUGCUGACUAUCAGUAUCUCAAACAGGUCAUCGAACAGAUGGUUAUUGACGAAGAGCUGCUUGGGGAUGGUCACAGCUACAGUCCCAAGGCUGUCCAUUCCUGGUUGACCAGAGUAAUGUACAACCGUCGCAGCAAGAUGAAUCCCUUGUGGAACACUGUGGUGAUUGGUGGUUUUUACAAUGGACAGAGUUUCUUGGGUUAUGUCGACAAGCUGGGUGUAGCCUAUGAAGCUCCCACCGUGGCCACUGGCUUUGGGGCAUACCUGGCUCAGCCACUGAUGAGGGAGGCGUUGGAGAACAAGACAGACAUUACGAAACAGGAAGCUCGGGACCUGGUGGAGCGUUGCCUCAAAGUGCUCUACUACAGAGACGCUCGUUCUUACAACAGACAUGAGAUUGCCAUUGUAACCGAAGGAGGUGUGGAAAUUAUUGGUCCCCUGUCUUCUGAAACUAACUGGGACAUCGCCCACUUGGUCAGUGGGUUUGAAUGAUGUGCUGCGACUGAUGAAGCAUCACUGAUCAUCUGAAACAUUGAACACUUCAGCUUAUUACAUGAAACCUAUGUGUCCCACUUUAGUUUAUUCUCAUGUUCACUGUCACUUUUAUAUAAUUGAAAAUAAACAUGAAACAUUAAGGAGUUUGAA
Molecule: messenger RNA, 968 nt
Organism: Betta splendens (Siamese fighting fish)
Lineage: Eukaryota; Metazoa; Chordata; Actinopteri; Anabantiformes; Osphronemidae
Gene: psmb4
Product: proteasome 20S subunit beta 4
Exons: 8
Coding region: 42-815 (257 amino acids)
Cellular component (GO): proteasome core complex
Source: RefSeq, a predicted model, not a curated record